AUGGAUUUGGAUAUUUUUUGGACUGUGCGCAGAAGGGAUGCGCAAAAGGUGCGUUUUGACGGUUUUGUACAGGUGGGUGUGGGUGUAGGGGGUUUGCCACGAAAAUGAGCCAGGACCCGCCCUCUCUUACUACUUUUCAUUUACGUUAGGAUUACCCGACAGUACACCAGGUUUAUCAAAAACUUAAAGAAAGUGAUAUUCAACCUAUUUUUGCAAUCUCUGGCAAUGAGAGCACUAUACUGGCGUACCAGGUAAGAAUGCGUAGAAGAAGUGCUGCCGUCUACAAUUCACUGUAACGAAAGUAAUUAUUUUAAUUACACUGGCCGCAGCCAGUGUCAUAAUUUUCCCUUGCUUGAAAAUGCUAUCUUUUUCGGUUUUUUGGUUGUCGCAAGUGUGACGUUCCAUUGCGGCAUCGUGGGCUCAGGAUUGCGCAAUUUAGCUAAAACAUGCUCACGACGAUUAUUAGGACCAAUUCUACACAAUGUUAAUCAGAACGACUUUCGUGUUUAACUACGUUACAAAUCUUAGACGCUGUAAUUGUGGGACGUAUUUUAUUAUAUUUCAUUGCGCAUGCGCUUGAACUUUUCUGUGUUUUUCGAUAUAUCGCUGAACUCUAUUGGUUUUGUAUGGAUUUUUAUUGUGCCGUCCUCUGAAUGUUUGUGAUCAUGAAGUGACGGCCGUCAAGAAGUGAAGAACAUCUACAUGUUUCAAAUUAUUUUUUAGAGUAUUGCGAUGGUAUUUUACCAACCGCGAGGCCAGUGAACGCCUGAGCAGGCGUCUUGUUAAAUAUGAGAAUAUCUCACAUAUAAACUCCUAUCACACUUUUCUAUUAAAAGUACAUAUGAUUCAUGCUUUGGGGGGGGGGGGUCGGAUCAUCCGAGGACGCCACUUUGUGAAGAUUCUGAAAUUUAAACCCUUUGAAAUGUCAUUUCCAGCCGUUUUAUCUAAAUAUUUAAUAAACACUAUUGUGUAAAAUUUGUGUCGGAAAAGCCAGAAACCUUUCCCUUGACACCCCUGCGAUAAGGAGGAAAUAUUUUGGUUUGCAAUUUCGUGAAAUUACCGGCGAUUGUCUAGGCUACAGACGGCGAAAAUCGCCGGGUGUCGUUUUCUAUUGGAACCCUGAUUCUCAUCUUGCUGUAAUGCAUACUGUAUCUUCGGUUUCAAGACGCUUGUGUACCUCACCCUAAUCUACUGUAUAGCAAAAUUUAGCUUCAGACAAAUGACAUGUUUAAACUUUAGGCUAUCGUGAGUAACUGGGAUGAUAUAAGUGCUACUUUGGAAGAAUUGGAUGGAGAUUCUAGCAAAAUCAUUGAUCUUAUUCAAAGAAGCUACGAU
Paramuricea clavata is the source of this 1335-nucleotide messenger RNA. Lineage: Eukaryota; Metazoa; Cnidaria; Anthozoa; Malacalcyonacea; Plexauridae. The record is from the annotation of a GenBank genome assembly.